Molecule: messenger RNA, 1575 nt
Organism: Telopea speciosissima
Lineage: Eukaryota; Viridiplantae; Streptophyta; Magnoliopsida; Proteales; Proteaceae
Product: LRR receptor-like serine/threonine-protein kinase EFR
Exons: 2
Coding region: 1-1575 (524 amino acids)
Molecular function (GO): protein binding
Source: RefSeq, a predicted model, not a curated record
AUGGCACUUCUUCAGCUUAUUUUAAUUUUCAAUUUUCUCCUCUUUGCUGGGAGCUCAUUGAGGCUUGUAGAAUCAGUGGUGACCAGUAGAAGGAUGAUGAUCGUAAGACGAAACGAGACGGAUCGACUUGCUUUGUUGGACUUGAAGAAACAAAUUGAUGAUCCAUACGGAGCACUAAGUUCUUGGAAUGAUUCCAUCCAUUUCUGCAACUGGGUAGGGAUCACAUGUGGCCAUCGGUAUCAACAACGGGUUAUCAGCUUGGAUUUACAAGGGAAGGGCUUGGGAGGUAACAUUUCUCCUUCCAUAGGAAAUCUCACUUUUCUUCAUUUCCUCAACAUUGGAAACAAUAGUUUCCAUGGCAAAAUCCCCCAAGAGAUCGGUAAUUUGAUUCGACUACAGUCCAUUGUUUUUCAUAACAACACUCUUGAAGGAGAAGUCCCUACCAGCUUGGCCAACUGCACUCGUCUAAGAGAAAUUCACUUCUCCCGUAACAAUCUUGUGGGGAAGAUUCCGGCUGAACUAUUUAGAUCUUUGUCGAAGUUGGAGAUCAUUUCUAUUAAUCAUAACGGCUUAACAGGAAAAAUACCAACUUCUUUUGGGAACAUUUCCUCCAUCCGAGUUAUCUCUUUGGAUUGGAAUGGACUGCAAGGGAGCAUUCCAGAAUCCUUUGGUCAGCUAACCAACUUAUACUUUCUAGCACUUGGUUUAAACAAACUAUCUGGUAUGAUCCCUGUCUCACUAUAUAAUCUCUCUUGUCUUGAAACGAUUUCUCUUCCAGCUAACCAACUGCAUGGGAGCCUUCCACAAGACAUAGGCCUCACUCUUCCAAAUCUCAUUAAACUAGUCAUUGGAAACAACCUUUUCUCAGGAAGCAUUCCUAGUUCCAUCUCCAAUAUUUCAACACUCGAAAAGAUUGAUCUCAGUAGAAACAUAUUUGUUGGCCCCGUUCCUAACAACUUAGAAAAUCUUCAAAACCUUCAAUUGUUCAAUAUUGAAGAAAAUCAAUGUGGAACAGGGGAAGCUGAUGAUUUAUAUUUUGUAAAUUCUUUGGUCAAUUGUACACAUCUAGAGAUUUUGUCCCUUACAGAAAAUGGUUUUAAGGGUUCCAUUCCAAAUUUCAAAGCCAAUCUCUCAACACAGCUCUCAAUGUUUUUUUUAGGAACAAAUCAAAUAUUUGGAACCAUUCCUACUGGGAUUGAGAAUCUCGUUAACUUAACCGAAUUGGCCAUGGAGGAGAACUUUCUCGAAGGUAAUAUUCCGUCUAUUAUAGGGAAACUUCCGAAGCUUCAAAGAUUAUUCUUGAGUGGAAAUAGACUUUCAGGACCAAUACCUUCCUCUAUAGGCAAUCUCACUCUUUUGUAUGAACUCCAUUUAGAAGAAAACAACUUGAAUGGCACCAUUCCUUCCAACAUUGGAAAUUGUCAACAGUUACAAUACCUAAACCUUUUUAAUAAUAGCCUCCACGGCCCAAUACCUAAACAAUUCUUCCUUAUUUUCUCCUUAUCAAUUUCUCUAGACUUGUCUUCUAAUUCUCUGGGGGUAAUAUCUUUGAAGGAAUCAUUCCUCAAUCUUUGA